UUUUAUUUCCUUAAUUUCUCAGGUUAGACAUUAGUCUUCAAAAGAUAGGUAAAUCUGAGCAGAUGUAACAUUUAGAAAGGAUGGUGGUCACUCCACAGAAAAAGGAAGUGGUAGAGAAAAAUCACCUUCUGAAUGACAGAAAACUAGCAUGGAGCACAUGGUCCUAGAGAACUUAAAAAGACAGAGUUGUUUGACUAAAACCCCCCAGAUCCUGAGUCAGAAACAGCUUGACAGAUGUGCCCAUGUUUGACAUGAUUCAGUGUCAUCUUUUUCCUUACCAAACAUCUUCUGCUCCCACCGUGCUGCCUCCCUGCCUGCCUCCCUCCCAUUCCCUGUUUUCCAUGUGGGUUCCCCCACCCAGUCACCCACAUUCCCCUCUGCCUGAGGUUUGCUCUUGCCACCCUUUCUGCAGAAAGGGUGGCAAACUCUCACCUCCCUCCCUGUCCCUGUGUCCCCUCAGCCGUGUCCCCAGACCUCAGUCCCAAGCCCAGGGAGGCCGAGGCCGGGCCCUGAGGGCAGGGCUGUGGGGACCCUCCCGGAGCCCUCACAAAGAGCUCGGCCCACAGAGCCCACAGAGCCCCGGGAGAAGCCAGGAAUGAACCUGAACGCUUUGUUCCAGCAAAUACAGUUCACGGAGAAGCAGGCGAGGGAGAAGAGGAGCUUCAUCCAACAAGCUAAAUGUGACAUAAAUAGAAGUUAUGAAAAAAUUAACCAAAUAAAAGAAGAGCUGAGCGCUGCAAAAACUAACUUAGAAACCAAGGUUCAGCAUCUGUCUGUAAAGCAGUUCAAUGUAGAAAUUCUGAAGAAACGUGAAGACAGCUUAGAAAAACAAAAAGCUGAACUUAUUAAUCAAAGAACCAGUCUUCUUAAAAUCAUGGCAGAUGCAAAGAGAAAAAUUACUGAAGAGGAAGAUAAUUUUACCAGAGAAAUUACAGAGUUUAACAAUGAAUACGGACUAACAAGUAAUAGAGAUCUUUAUAUUAAAAAGAAACUCAAGACUGAAAUAAAUGAUUUAGAGAAUGAGGCAGCUCUGUUGAAAGAUGAAAUGGAGUCAAUGGAACAUAAAAAUGUUCAGUUAAAUGCACUCCAGCUGCAGAAGAAUGAAUUAAAGCAGGAUUUAUUUACUCUCCAAAGUGAGCUCAAAGACCUUGAGAAAGUAAUCAGGGAAGCAGAAAGAAUGACCAAAGAUUUAGAAGCAGAAAAAGUCCAAGUCACUGAAAAACCUCAGACUGAUCCUGAAUGUUUAAGACUUAAGAAAGAGUUGGAAAGAUGCAAAGACGAUAGUUGGGAAAGUGUCUGUGAGACUCUUCAAACAGAAAUUGAAAUUCUGCAAAUGAAUUUAUCACAAAAGAAAUCUUCAGAUAAAUGA
Molecule: messenger RNA, 1369 nt
Organism: Motacilla alba alba
Lineage: Eukaryota; Metazoa; Chordata; Aves; Passeriformes; Motacillidae
Gene: CCDC172
Product: coiled-coil domain containing 172
Exons: 8
Coding region: 596-1369 (257 amino acids)
Cellular component (GO): cytoplasm
Source: RefSeq, a predicted model, not a curated record